AUGGCUCCCACCGGUGUAGCCGCAUUCAACAUUGGAGGUUCAACUAUUCACCACGAACUCGCCAUCACAGCGGAUAAGAACCUUUCGUAUAAGAAGCUGGAGGCAGAACGGUGCAGACGUAUGCAGGUUGAUUUUAAAGGAACCAAGCUGAUCAUUAUUGACGAAUACAACAUGAUCGACAUAAAAAUGCUUGCAAACAUCGAUCUCCGAGUAAGAGACAUUUUUUCAACAAACGAACAUUUUGGAAAUAUUUCUGUUGUGCUCGUCGGUGAUAUGAGACAACUUCCAUUUGUUUUUUAUACACCAUUAUAUGCUGAAGGUGGAGGAGAAUUACAACUGAUAGGUACUCUCUCUUAUUUUGUGUUUAAACAAUGUGUUCCCCUUGAACAAGUUUUCCGACAGUCUGGGGUUGAGGUGUCUGAAUAUAGAGAAGCGUUGUCGAGAUUAGCAACUCCGCUCUUGAAGAUUGGAAACUCUAAGGAAGCAAAUUCUGAUGAGGCGAAAGUGUUAGAAGACGUUUUGUUGUUGUCAAAGCAAUUAAGGGUUAUGUUGAGUAAGAAUGAUUCCACUCAGUUUGGUUUGGUGAAUGGUUCAACAGGAACUGUCAAGGACAUUAUAUAUGAUAAUGAAGAGAAAUCGCCAACAUGUAUGCCUAUUGCUGUUAGACUUCGACAAGUAUAUCGGUCCAAGGGUGCAUGA
Papaver somniferum (opium poppy) is the source of this 699-nucleotide messenger RNA. RefSeq lists its product as uncharacterized. The coding region runs from base 1 to 699 and encodes 232 amino acids. Lineage: Eukaryota; Viridiplantae; Streptophyta; Magnoliopsida; Ranunculales; Papaveraceae. Gene Ontology annotation, molecular function: DNA helicase activity. Gene Ontology annotation, biological process: DNA repair; telomere maintenance. The transcript has 3 exons. The record is from RefSeq and is a predicted model, not a curated record.